AUGGAUCAUGUCAACUACACCUGGAUUCAGACUUUCGUCCUUUCUGGCUUCACUACCUCUGAGACCUUGCAACCUCUUGCCUUCUUGGGGACUCUGUGUGUCUAUUUCUUCACCCUUGCAGGAAACUUGUUCAUCAUUGUCCUGGUUAAGACAGAUUCUGGGCUCACCACACCCAUGUAUUUCUUUAUCAGUGUCCUGUCCUUCCUGGAGCUCUGGUACGUCAGCACCACUGUACCCACACUGCUGCACACCUUGCUGCAUGGGCGUUCACCCAUCUCAUCAGCCAUGUGCUUCACACAGCUGUAUGUAUUCCAUUCAUUGGGCAUGACUGAGUGCUUCCUGUUGUGUGUCAUGGCACUGGACCGUUACCUUGCCAUCUGCCGCCCACUCCACUAUCAUGCAAUCAUGAACAGACAGGUACAGCAAUGGUUAGCAGCUGCAGCUUGGUUGGUUGGCUUCUUAUCUGCACUUGUGCCAGCCAGCCUCACUGCCACUCUGCCCUACUGCUUGAAACAAGUAGCCCAUUAUUUCUGUGACCUGGCACCUCUAAUGCGGUUGGCCUGUGUUGAUACAGGCUGGCAUGCUCAGGUCUAUAUUGUGGUGAUUGGCUUGAUCAACACCUGCAAUCUUCUUAUCGUUUUAGGGCUCUAUGGAGGCAUCUUGAAAACUGUGCUAAAACUGCCAUCAGCUGCCAGUCGUGUGAAGGCUUUCUCUACCUGUUCCUCUCAUGUAACUGUAGUAAUGCUAUUCUUUGGCUCUGCUUUCAUUGUGUAUGUGGGGCCACCUGAGGUGCGUGCUGAGGGCAGAGACAAGUUUUUAUCCUUGGUGUACACUUUUCUUACUCCUUUUCUCAACCCAAUUAUUUACACCCUUCGCAACAGGGAGGUAAAAGAGGCUGUUAAAAGGACCCCCCAAAAGUUUAGGAGUAUGCUUCGAAAACCCUGA
Chinchilla lanigera (long-tailed chinchilla) is the source of this 945-nucleotide messenger RNA. Its product is annotated as olfactory receptor 6N2-like. The record is from RefSeq and is a predicted model, not a curated record. The transcript has a single exon. The coding region runs from base 1 to 945 and encodes 314 amino acids. NCBI's taxonomy places the organism in Eukaryota, Metazoa, Chordata, Mammalia, Rodentia, Chinchillidae. Gene Ontology annotation, molecular function: G protein-coupled receptor activity; olfactory receptor activity. Gene Ontology annotation, biological process: G protein-coupled receptor signaling pathway. Gene Ontology annotation, cellular component: membrane.